Lucilia sericata (common green bottle fly) is the source of this 4489-nucleotide messenger RNA. RefSeq lists its product as uncharacterized. The record is from RefSeq and is a predicted model, not a curated record. Gene Ontology annotation, molecular function: serine-type endopeptidase activity. The coding region runs from base 116 to 4099 and encodes 1327 amino acids. Gene Ontology annotation, biological process: proteolysis. The transcript is spliced from 5 exons. Lineage: Eukaryota; Metazoa; Arthropoda; Insecta; Diptera; Calliphoridae.
ACAGUCAACGUACAGACAACAAACGAAGUGGAGCAAAAGUGUUGUGAAUAACAAAAUUUAAGGAUAUUUAUUUUAUUUAUUACAUAAGGAUUACAAAUAAACAAAAAAUACAAACAUGGGAUUGAUGUUAAAUUGGGCCCUUUUGGCCACGGUUCUAUUAGCUGGCAUCUUACACACACAAGCUGAAGAGCAAACAUCCUGGAGUGGUAGCUGGUCAGUGCCAGCACAGGAUUCUAUGUUGAGUAAACGUUCUGCUGACGCUGAUGCCGAACCCAAGCAGGGAGAAGAAGAUGUACAAGGUCGCAAUUAUGCCGUUAAUGAGCCCAUUUAUAGUAAUGAUACCGAUAUUAAUCAAAUAAUUGAUCAAAUCAUCAAUUCCCGUCGUGAAGGUAGAAUUUUGAAUGAAUAUGAUCGUGUCUAUGAAGAUGGCAAUGUAGAUCAGGCUUUGAUGCAAGGAAAUGAUAUGCAGGCUCGUAAUUUGGUGCGUGAUAAAUUGUGUGCUUUGGGUUUGAUGAACUGUGAAGAAGCCAAACGUCCUUACUAUUCCAGUAUUUAUGCUCAGGGUCCACCUAAAUAUGGUGGUGGUCCUUAUGGUGCUCCCAAGCCAAUGCCUCCUCCCUCAUAUUUCAAUGGACGUCCUCAUAUGGGUCCUCCUCCCUCUUCGGUUAAUUCUUUCGGUCCACCACGCAAAGUAGGCUAUGAAAGUUCUUACAAACCUGGCUACAGACCCUCAGGACCAGGACCUAAUUACAAUGGCCCCUAUUUGGAAUCUCCUCCCCCUUCAGCUAUUGAUGGUUCUUCUUCAUCGGCUAGUUUCAGCAGACCUCCACCUGGAGCCGUUAUUUAUGGCAGCAAACCUCCUGGUCCCAUCUACACUGGUCAUGGUCCUUCUCCUCCCUAUGCCUUUGAAAAUCCCGAAAAGAUUCAAGUAGCCGGUUCUCAACAAACCAACUUCUAUAGCCACCAAUCAUCCGCUUCAGCUGCUUCUUCCAGUACUAAAGUUGUAGUAGCUGGUGGUAUACCUACCGGUGCUGCUGUGUCUUCGAAUUCUGCUUCAUCCGCUUCUUCUUUGCAACAACAUGUUCAUCAUCACUAUCAUCAUGUAGAAGGUGCUGAAGGCGCUAAAGUUCCUAGUGUAGCCAUACCAGUAGGUUCAGGACAAACCAUUAAUACCGAUUUCUCUGCCUUAGCUCAAUCUUCAACGGCCUUUACUCCUGAAACUCAGGGUUCAUUCCAGUCUAAUUCUGCUUUUAAUGCUGGUUUCAAUGGUGCUUCCCAGGGUGGUCUUUUGUCUCAAGGUGCUUCUAGUUUCGGACAAGGUGCUUCUAGUUUCGGCCAAGGUGGUUCUAGCUUCGGACAAGGUGGUUCCAGUUUCGGACAAGGAUUGAAUGGUUUCAAGCCUAAUGGUGAUUUAUAUUCCAAACCUUCUGCUGGUUUAGCUUCAUUCGGUGGCAUCUCUUCCUCAUCUUCUGGUUUUGGACAAUCUGGUUUUGGUCAAUCUGGUUAUGGACAAGCUAGCACUCCUGGCUCCAGCUAUCACAGUCAAAAUCCCGAUUAUUACAAAAAGGAAUUACACAAUAUUGGUGGUAUUGCCGCUUCUUCCAGCAACAAUUUCAAUAGUUUAACUUCCGGCUAUGGCAAUGAACAAUUCAAUGGUGGUUAUGACAUUGCUCGCAAUCAAUUUGUCGAUUGUCAAUGUGUACCCUUCAAUCAAUGUCCUGCUGCCGAUCGUAUUGGUCGCAAAGAAGAUUUAAUUUUACCUAUUGAUCCUCGUAAUUUGGGUAAAGAUAUUGAGGCUUUAAGUGAUGAAGCUGCUGCCAAUAUUACCGUCUCUGCCACAGCGGAAAAGAAAUCGGAUGAACAAAAAUCUGAAGAUGACAAGACUGAAGACAAGAAACGUAGCAAGCGUCAAGCUAUCCAAGAAGAAGAAAAUAAACCCGAAGAUGCUGCUUCUGAUAUGACUCAAGAUUCUCAAGGCCGCCUAGGACUACCUGCCUUGCAAGCUAUUGAAUUGAUACGCCGCAAAAUUUUGCCAACAUAUGGUGUUUCUUUUGGUCUCCCCUAUCCCAAUAACCCUGGCGGUUAUCCCACCAAUGUUUUGGGUGAAAAUUAUCCUGCUCAAAAUCCUCAUUUUGGAGCUCUGGGACCAAAUGGUCUUAAUCUUGGCUUAAUAAAUGUAAAUCCCUUGGUAUCUGUACAAGUAAAGAAAACAGAAUUUGGUGAGAAUGUAGUAAAACCUUUGGUGAAUCUUCAUAUUACACCAAGUGCUAAUAUCUUUGAUGCAGUUGGUAACCUAUUUAAAUCCAAGCCAAAUGUGGUGCACAAUAGUCACUACCAUCAUCAUGAACAUUAUUCUGGAUUUGAUCAUGAUCAUCAUUCCCAUCAUGAUGGUCCUACCUUUACCAGUCCAGGAUCCAUACACCAUUUUCCUUCUACAGGACCAAGUUUUCACAAAUACGAAAUUGAAAUGAUACCCAGCAAACCAAUAUUUGAGUAUCAUUCUGGCCCACAAAUAUAUACUGAACCAAGUUCUAUACAUCAUUAUGAGAAUCAUCAUAAAGAACAUUAUGAACAUGUGUCUAGCCAUUCGACCUCGUUUGUCCACACGUCUCCUGGUCACUCUUCUUUCGGAGAUCACUCAUCUUAUCCCACAACAACUUCAGGUUUUGAUUCUAACUCACAUUCGUAUCCCCCCUCAGGAAGUGAUUACGAACACACUUCUAGCCAUUAUCCAACGGGUAGUGCUAGUUUUGGUUCAUCAUCACAUUCCUAUCAACCUCCAGACAACGAGUUUACACACACUGCAAGUCACUAUCCAACUGGAGGGGCAAAUUUUGGACCCUCUCCACUUACAUACCCAACACCUGGCAAUGAAUUUGGACAAGGUUACUCCACAGGUUUUGGUACUAGUGGUUAUGAUGGCAACCAAGGUUUUGAAAACCCAUACGAUCGCAGUUCUCGAGUUAAUCAAUCUUUAACAUUUUCCGAAUCCCAACGUUAUCGAAAAGGAAAAGAAUUGGAAUACACAAAUACUGAUAUCACACAUCCAAUACCUACACAAGCUCCAGGAGCUGCUGAGGGUAGUGAUUAUAUAACAUUUCCUAGAGAUCGCAAAAGGCGUAGCAUAGAAGAACAUGAAGAAACGGUAGAGAAACGUAGUAGUGUAUUAGCAGAAACGGUUAAGCUACAAGAGCGUGCUUAUUAUGGCAACCGCCCUGUACAGAAGACUUGCCGUGUUAAUGAAGUUUGCUGUCGUCGUCCCUUACGUCCAGCUCAACCACCACAACAACAAUUAGGUCGUUGUGGUGUACGCAAUGCUGCCGGUAUUACCGGUCGUAUCAAGAACCCCGUUUAUGUAGAUGGUGACAGUGAAUUCGGUGAAUAUCCAUGGCAUGUAGCUAUUUUGAAAAAGGAUCCCAAAGAAUCGAUUUAUGCUUGUGGUGGUACUUUGAUUGAUGCCCUACAUGUUAUUACUGCUGCUCAUUGUAUUAAAUCACAAAAUGGUUUUGAUUUAAGAGCUCGUUUGGGUGAAUGGGAUGUUAACCAUGAUGUUGAAUUCUUCCCUUAUAUUGAACGUGAUGUUGUUUCCGUACAAAUCCAUCCUGAAUACUAUGCUGGUACUUUGGAUAACGAUUUAGCUGUUUUGAAAUUGGAUCAUCCUGUAGACUUCACCAAGAAUCCCCACAUUAGUCCCGCCUGUUUACCUGACAAAUUCUCCGAUUUCACUGGUGCUCGUUGCUGGACCACUGGCUGGGGUAAGGAUGCUUUCGGUGAUCAAGGCAAAUACCAAAAUAUUCUCAAGGAAGUCGAUGUACCAAUUCUAUCCCACCACCAAUGUGAAAACCAAUUGCGCCAAACCCGUCUUGGCUACAGUUACAAAUUGAAUCCUGGCUUUGUUUGUGCCGGUGGUGAAGAAGGCAAAGAUGCCUGCAAGGGUGAUGGUGGUGGCCCAUUGGUCUGUGAACGUGGUGGUGUCUGGAAUGUUGUUGGUGUUGUUUCCUGGGGUAUUGGCUGUGGUCAAGUGAAUGUACCUGGUGUUUAUGUUAAGGUAUCUCACUACUUGGAUUGGAUCCGUCAAAUCACUCAAUACUACAAAUGAUUAGAUGCUUUCCCACAUACAACUACGCGACGCAACUCCGGUUGCUCCUCACGUGACAUAUUUGAAUUUCAUUUCUAAAUCGCCAUGUUUUUGUAUUUUUUGUUUUUCGAAACUUUUGAAAAAAAAAAACUUCUUUUAAUUUAUUGUUAGUGUUGUAAGCGAGCGUGCUCUCAACUAUUUAUUUGUUUUUUUUUUUGUAUACAUUUUGUUAUCAAUUGAGAUUUAUAAACGUGAACUAAUUAAGAUUUUCUUUAGCAAACUUUCUGCAUUUUGGAAAAUUUGCCAAGAGAUCUGCGAGUAUUUAGCACGUUAGAAAAUCAUUUAGGUUUUAUUAUUUAAUAGUUUUUUUAUAAUGUAUUUAAUUUAUUUUUUUAUUUAAAUAAAGUUUUG